Messenger RNA from Malania oleifera, 2147 nucleotides. Its product is annotated as glycosyltransferase BC10-like. Gene Ontology annotation, cellular component: membrane. Bases 198 to 1259 code for a protein of 353 amino acids. Gene Ontology annotation, molecular function: glycosyltransferase activity. The record is from RefSeq and is a predicted model, not a curated record. Lineage: Eukaryota; Viridiplantae; Streptophyta; Magnoliopsida; Santalales; Ximeniaceae. The transcript has 2 exons.
CUCACUUAUUCUCUCAUUUAGCAAAAGCUAAAGGUGACAUCGACGAAGCUUCUCCCUCUCUUCAAAUUUUGAUCAUAUAUAUAUAUAUGAAUCCCGCCACUCUUAUUUUCUCGAAUUUUCUCUCAUUUUCUCUCCACCCGACGCUAUAAAUUCUCGACAGAGUUAUCCAAUCUUUACGGUUUUUUUUCGCAACCGCUAUGUUCUCAUCACCAAUCGUCCCAGCCUUCGCCCUCGUCCUCUCGCUCCCUCUCCUCUUCCUGGUCGGCCCCAGGUUCCUCCCUCCCAAACAUCUUCAAAUCUUCCCCUCCGACGAGCUCGACGACCUCGCCCUCUUCAGCCGCGCCACCGUCGCCUCCCUCCGCGCCCCCAAAGCCGUUUCCCGAUUGGCCACCGCAAAUCCCCAACCCAAAAUCGCGUUCCUCUUCCUCACCAACUCCGAUCUCACAUUCGCCCCUUUGUGGGAGCGAUUCUUCCACGGUAACCGCCGCCGAUUCAACAUCUACGUCCACGCCGAUCCCUCCUCCAAACUGACCCGUCCCGGUGGCGUCUUCGACGGCCGAUUCAUUACAGCGAGAAGGACCGAGCGCGCGUCCCCCACGCUCAUCUCCGCCGCACGGAGGCUCCUCGCCACCGCCAUUCUCGAUGAUCAUUCGAAUCACUUCUUCGCCCUUUUGUCUCAGCAUUGCAUUCCCCUGCAUUCCUUCGAUUUCGUGUACAACUCUCUCUUCAAAUCCCCGUCUUCGCCGGCGAGAACAGAGUCGCCUUCGCUCCGAUUUUAUUACCGUAGCUUCAUCGAAAUUCUCGCAAACGAGUCGACAUUGUGGGAUCGGUACAUCGCCAGAGGCAAAUACGUGAUGCUCCCGGAGGUACAGUUCGAGCAAUUCCGGGUCGGAUCUCAGUUCUUCAUUCUGACCCAGAAGCACGCGUUGUUGGUGAUCAAAGAUCGGAAGCUAUGGAGGAAAUUCAGACUGCCGUGCUUGAACACCGAUUCGUGCUAUCCGGAAGAGCACUACUUCCCGACACUUUUGUCAAUGCGGGAUCCGAGUGGGUGCAGUCACUAUACCCUGACCCGGGUGAACUGGACCGGUAGUGCGGGCGGGCACCCGCAUACGUACAAGCCGGCGGAGGUGUCGCCGGAGCUUGUGUACAAACUGAGACAGUCGAAUUCGAGUUAUUCGUUCUUCUUCGCUCGGAAAUUCUCGCCGGAUUGCUUGAAGCCGUUAAUGGAGAUGGCUGAUAGAUUUAUUUUCCGGGACUAAAAAGUGUGAUUCCGGUGGAAAAAAAAUUCAUGUGCUUUUGGAAGAAGAUGGGAAAAUAAAACCCCCUCCCCACCCAACAAGUAUGCUGGUAUCAUGAACCCCCAGGGUAUGGUUCAGGUGGUAGUACGGGUUGUGGGAGUGCCUCUCACGAGAUCAAGUGUUCAAACCCUCUUGAGCUCAUAUCCGCCCUUGGACUCCUAAAUUUAUCCUCCUUUUGAAGUUGUGGGGUCAACUUCAAGGAGCGCAGAAUUAGUCACGUGAACCAUAAAACGGACGCGUGGAUACCCGGUGCGUAAUAAAAUAAAAUAAAAAAGUAUGUUGGUAUCAUAUCCCAGGGCAUGAGCGCGGUGGAUAUUAGCUGGCAAGUAAGAUGAAGAAUUGAGGGUUCGAGCCCCGGUAGAUACUUCUAGAGGAAUGAAAGCGUGCCUUGACACGAUGGAUAUCGUUGGUUGUGUCUCGAGGAGCGGAUAGCUCGAAUGUCCAACCGACUAAUUUGAACCCGUAACCGCAUCCGAUUAACCUGGUCGGUGAACCGGGGGGAAGGCCGCUGAUCCGUGAGUUUGGUACUGCAUCGGGGGGUCUGAAGAGUUGCUCGUCGAUGGCUGGAGUUCUCACGAUAAUUUAAAAAAAAAAAAAAAAAGUAUGUUGGUGUCAUAAGUUAUUGUUUGUAUACAGGAAGUGGAUGCAUCGAACCCCCAACCAUAUGCACCUUUUAAUUUUUUCUUUUUUUUCUUCCAUAUAAAUUGCAAAUCUUUAAUUUGAAUUUCUACUAAUUUGGAUGAAACUUAAUAUAAUUUUAUACUGUAUUUCGUCCAAAUUUAUAGAAAUUCAAAUUUAGGUCUUGAAAUUUGAUUUUUCCAACCAAGGAAGAUAAGAGUUUUCAAACUA